Messenger RNA from Sarcophilus harrisii (Tasmanian devil), 2520 nucleotides. It is a transcript of the gene CCDC148, whose product is annotated as coiled-coil domain containing 148. The record is from RefSeq and is a predicted model, not a curated record. NCBI's taxonomy places the organism in Eukaryota, Metazoa, Chordata, Mammalia, Dasyuromorphia, Dasyuridae. The transcript has 15 exons. The coding region runs from base 475 to 2286 and encodes 603 amino acids.
GGGUGGGGAGAACCAAGGUGUCCAGCUUCGGGCGUGGGAGCAGGAGGGACGGGUUACGAAGUGCCGGAGGAUCCCAGGUCUAGCUUCCACAGGGAGCUCAAGGCUAUCUAGUCCAACCCCUUCAUUUUACUAUUGAGAAAACUGAGACCCCGGAAGGUCUCAGUGAUUUGUCUAAGAUCACCCGGGUAGGAAGAAGGGCGGGAGCUUUUGAGUCUGGGGAGAUUCCCUCAUUCGGUAUCUUAGACGUGAAUGGGCCUUCCCUUCCUCUCCUCCCCUUGAUUUCUUUUCUCUCCCUUGACAGUGCUUGUCAGUGGUAUCGAAGAUAACCCUACCCCACCCCCAGCCCCUUUUAAUUUACCUAUCCCUGAAGGUGACCUCAGAAAAGGGUAUUGCAUGAACUUCUUGGUUUGGGGAGCGGGCCCCUGAAACUACGCCCUCUGAUCUUUGUGCAGCAUCAGCUUCUGCCGAUGAAACAUGAAUAGAGGAGACCUACCGUUUAUUAUAACUCGGAAAACUAAUGAUAUUGACAGCCUUAAAAUUCGCCUGAAAAAUGGAUUGAGUUGUUCCAAAUACAAACCAGUAGACUAUCAGCAAUUAUAUGCAAUUACUGAAGCAAAAAAGUUAAUGUCAGAUGCUAUACAGUUAAAGAUCCAGAAAACAGAGCAGACUUCAAAAAUAUCUAAAGAUCAAAGGCUAAUAAAACAACAUAAGAAAGUAUGGUGGCAAGAGCACAAAAGGCUCCAUGAAAUCAGAUAUAAAACAGAAUCUGAAAUUAAAAGUUUUUUUGAUGAACAGAGCACUGGAAAUGAAUGUCUUUUCAACCUCAAGGAUUUUGAACUUGCAUUAUCAGAAGAAUGGAACAAAUAUCUACAGAAUGUACUAGAACCUAUCUUCCAGUUGAAAGAAGAUUUGAAAUGUAAAUCUGAGUUGCUGUUUGAUACUUCAAACCCAACCUCAUCAGAAAAUGUGUUUGAUGCACAGAAGAUGAAAGAAGAGGUUGAAUUAGUAAAGAAACAAUUGAAGACUAUUUUUAGAAGACUUACUCAUGAACAAAUGCUUUUGGAACAGGAACUUGCAGAUUCUGGAAUAAAAGUAUUAAUUCAUCGUUCAGAAGAAAAAAUUGACCAGUUUCAUGAACUCCCUUUAGAGCUACAAACUUUGAAUUGUCCUUAUCCUGAUUUGAAAUCUUCAAUUCUUAAGGAGUUUUUAAAAUUUACAGAGGAAUCUUGGAAGAAACUUGAAGAGAUUGAACAACAUUUAAAAGCCAUACACAGGAACUUUGAGUUGAAUGAAGAAGAUCAAUGGAUUUACCAGAUAAUUGUAGAUCAGUAUCCAAAAGAUAUUCAGGGAAGAAGAGCUUUAUAUUUGGAUAUGUUACAGAGAUAUUUACCUCACAAAUCUAGACAUGAUCUGGUUACACAUGAGAAAUAUUGGAACCAAUAUUGUUUAACCAAGGAUCAGAGAAGAAUUUUCUUAUUAAAUUGGGCUAAGGAUAAGAAAGACUUUAUACAAAAAGCUGUAACAACUGUUGCAGAAGCACAUACUGCUUAUGAAAUGGAGACCAUUUUGGCCCAUGACAGAAAAAAGCAACUGGAACUCUGUGCUGAUCUGAAAGAAAAGGUUCUUCAGUGGCGAGCACAUCAAGAAGAAGAAGCAAAGCUAGAAUACAACAUUAUUAUUAGAAGAAGAGAAAAAGAAAAGAAGGAGGAGAAACUUCGGAAAGAGAAAGAAAUAUUGCAGAGGGAAGAGGAGAAAAAAAAAAUCAAAGAGUACUGGGCUAAAAAAGAGCAAAAGUGGCAAGAAAUAGAAAAAAGAGAUCUUCAGCGCCUGGAACAAGUAAGGAGAAUAUUGGCUGAACAAGCAAUUAAAGACCAAGAAAGGGUCAAAUUUAGACAGGAAUUACUGGAAAAGCGCUGGAUGGAGAAAAAAGAAAUGGCCAUUAAGGAAACAAAGGAACAAGAAGAAAGAGAGAAGAGGCUAGAAGCCCUUAGAAAACAGGUUUCCAUUGUGGCUCAAGUUGAUCCUGUUAGAAUGAUGGCAGAUACAUUGGCUUCAAAAGCCAAAAUGGGAAUCGGAACCGAAGAAGAAUUUGUUCUUCAAAAGCCACUCUUCAAAUUGAAUACAUAUACAGAACCCCAGAUAAUUUCUGACCCCAGACUUCGUAUUGAGUUAGCUCUUCGAGAAGCUGGACUUCAUAGAACACUUUAUGCAAAAGAGAUCUUGCCAAAAAUUAGUCCUUAUAAACUUCCAAGAAGAGACAUGGUAUCUACUGUCUUUCAGAUGUAGACUUCAGGCAUAAGUCCCAUGAUAUAUGAGCAAGAGCCUUCUUUUGAUACAGUUCUGUCAUCUUUAAUAUGUAAACUAUUCCCAAAAGAAUUGUGUUAACUAUCUAUUCAGUAUGAUUUAUAUUUAAUUAUUAAUAUGUUGGGUUAUUUCAUCUACUAAAGAAAUUCUUAUAUGAUUCUCAGUAACAUUUUGAAUUGUUCUCAUAUCUUUAAAAAAUAAAAUUUUGUUAUCAUA